GUUAUAAAAUUAUAAUAAAAGAGAAAAAUUAAUUGUUUUAUUUUUUGUGCAAAAAUGUGCUGAACAACAAGAAUUUAUGUGUUUUACUGUGAAAAUGUUCAUUGAAAAAUCUUUACAAUUUCCUCAAAUCUUGGAUUUACUUUAUGAUCUUCAAACAAUUUUAAGCGGAUUAUAUUAAUUUUUGAAGUAUAAUAAUGAUAAUACUACUACUACACCUGCUAGAUAAAACUAAUUACAAUAACAACAUGAUGUUAUUACAAAUCUUAAUAUUUCUAAUCACUUUGUUGAGUUUUCACAAUCCCACUGAGGGAUUUCAUCAACAGCAGCAGCAUCAUCACCAGCAGCAGCAACAUCAUCAGCAAAUGAUUAAUUUAGAGGCUAAUUAUGAAUUAAUUGAAAAUGAUUCCCGUUACAUAUCAUAUCAAGAUCUUAUGACAACAGCCAAACGUUUUGUGGACUCUGACAUAACAGCAUAUUCAGAAUUAUUAUUCGAUGUGGCUAGAAAUCAAAUGAUCGUGGGAGCAAGAGAUAUUUUGUAUCGGAUGUCCUUCGAUUUGGAGCUGCUUGAACGUGCCAAUUGGGAGGCAACAUCAGCGCAAAUCGCAAUGUGUCAGGCAAAAGGCCAAUCAGAGCAAAUGUGUCGUAAUUAUGUGCGCGUUUUGCAAACUUAUGGUGAGAAUCUAUUGUACGCGUGUGGGACGUAUGCCUUCAAUCCAAAUUGUACAUGGCGCCAGAUGGAAAAUCUAACAGUCACUGGUUAUGAGAGUGGUGUGGGAAAAUGCCCCUUCAAUCCCAAAUCAAAUAUAACCAGUCUCAUGACUAAAGAUGACAAAAUGUUUGUGGGCACCACAACCGAUUUUUCGGGCAGUGAUGCCGCUAUUUUGAAAUCUGAUGUUCAACAAAAUGUGCCAAAUUAUCACAAAGUUAUUAGAACCAAACAGUACAACAAUGAUUGGCUGAAUAAUCCUCAGUUUGUGGGCAGUUUUGAGGCUGGCGAGUUUGUUUACUUUUUGUUCAGGGAACCAGCUGUGGAGUACAUGAACUGUGGCAAGGCCAUUUAUUCGCGCAUUGCUCGUGUUUGCAAAAACGAUGCUGGUGGUGAUCAGAUUUUAAGAGAUAAUUGGACAUCAUUUCUAAAGGCCCGCUUGAAUUGCUCUUUGCCGGGUGAAUAUCCAUUUUAUUUUGAUGAAAUCCAAGGCAUGACCUAUUCUGAUGCUGAAAAUGUCUUAUACGCCACAUUCACUACUCCCGACAACAGCAUUCAUGGUUCCGCAGUAUGUGCCUACAAUCUAACCUCGAUUAAUGAAGCUUUCGAUGGUCCCUUUAAGCAUCAGGAACAUAUCGACAAUGCCUGGAGACCGGUAAAUUCCAAACACAAAAGCCAAUUUAAAUGUCAAAUACCCUCAGCAGGCACACGCUCUAAACACUUCUUAGAGUCCUCAAAAUACCAACUCAUGGAUCGUGCUGUACAACCACUAACACAAAAACCUUUAUACUUUACCAAACUAGAAAGAUUUUCACAGAUCGCUUUAGAUGUUUUGCACACAAAAACGGAAAAGGUCAAUGUGUUAUUCAUCAACACCGACAAGCAUAUGAUCAAGAAAUUAUCGUUGAAACAUGAAACCGAAACAUCGCCAGCUAAAACUUGCCUGGUUGAAGUUUGGAAGGCCGAAGAAGAUGUUAGUAUUUUGAAAAUGGAAUAUUUAAAAGUAACCGAUUCUCUGUAUGUGGGUUCGGAGCAGUCUUUAACGCGCAUACCAGCUCAACAUUGUAGUCGUCAUGUUACCAAGGCUUCCUGCUUGAAUGCCAUGGAUCCCUAUUGUGGCUGGAAUGAAUUGGUAGAAAAAUGCACAGCCCAGUAUUUAAGAGAACAAAUUACCAAAUACUGGUUACAGCCAGAGGAAUUGAAAUGUCCGGUUUUAACAGAUGCUGUGGAUGGAGCCUGGUCCACCUGGUCGGAAUGGUAUAAAUGUUCGAAACAUGGUGAAAGUGAUGGUGAUUGCAUGUGCCGAGCAAGAGAGUGCAACAAUCCUAGACCACAAAAUGGUGGCAAUGAAUGCAAGGGAAUUAACACCGAAGUUAGCAAUUGUACGGUGCAUGGUGGCUGGACGGAGUGGUCGGCUUGGUCAUCCUGUUCUCAAACUUGCGGUAUUGCUGUAAAGACCAGAAGACGUUAUUGUGGCAAUCCUAAGCCUGCUUUUGGUGGUCGCACUUGUGUGGGCAACGAAAGAGCUGAAAUGUACUGUAGUCAUUUGCCGCCUUGCCCGGCGCCCAAGCCGGUGGCCAUAGAUGGUGGUUGGGGUCCUUGGGGUGAGUGGAGUGAAUGCAGCGCCUUUUGUGGUGGUGGUUUUCGUAUACGUCGUCGCGAAUGCAAUGAUCCUUGGCCACAAAAUGGUGGCAUGGAAUGCCCUGGUUGUAAUAUAGACUACGAAGACUGUAAUAUGCAAUUAUGCCCCGAGGUGCGAAAACUCAGUGGCUGGACUCCAUGGUUAAUACAACAAAAUAAAACAGAUGAAAGUGAAGGUGCCACAGUGUUGAUGGAGAAACGUUUUCGUUUUGUUUGUCGUGCCAGCACACCCGAUGCCGGUUCAAUGCAUAUAUCCUUGGCAAAAACGGAAAAUCGCAUUUGUCGUGAUGGUGUUUGCCAUCGUCACAAUGAAGCCAAUGUAUUGGAUGAAGCUGAACAUGGUGAAUGGGGUCCCUGUAAUGUGACCUGUGGUGGUGGUGUACAACAUAGAGGCGGUUAUGAUGGCAGUGGCAAACAUCGUGGUAGACAUCUACAAAGUAGAGCUUGUAAUAUGCAUGCUUGUCCAGAACAACCUGCGAGUUUCAACGAAGUUAUAGCUUCACACGAAUGGAGUUGUUGGACUGACUGGUCCCCCUGUUCGGUGACCUGUGGUGUAGGUUUAAAGAGAAGAACGCGUAAAUGUUUGGGAGGUCAUGAAAAAAUGUGCCACGGACGUUCUAUAGAUGAGGAAAAAUGUGAAAUGAAACCCUGUGAAGAUUUCAUCGGUUGGAGUAGUUGGUCCGAAUGGUCGGAUUGCACUAAAGAUGGCAUACGUUUUAGACAUCGCAAAUGUCUGGUGGAAGAGCCCAGUGUAACGGAAUGUCGCGGAGAGGAGUUCGAGAAAACAGCUUGUGUGCCAGGCGAAUGUGAAGGUACACAAAUGGCUUCUACUUCCACUUUGAUUUCCAUUAUCUCUAUAGUGAUAUUACUAUAUGCCCUGACCAUAUUCAUGACAUUCUGGAUGACGCGUCGGCGUUAUUCACCACCCGUAGCACUUAUGAAGAAUAACACACCCUCCCCCACUAGUUACGAUUCAUAUCCCAAUCAGUAUUCAAGUUUACCCACCAAAGAUAUCUACGAUGUCCGGCCCAAAGUUAAAAGACAAUCGAGCUUUAACAUGUGCUCUUCGCCUACUUCGAAAAACUUCAAAACCGGCACCCUGAAUCGCAACAAUAUCGCCCAUAAUCAUACACCCAAGGUAUUGGCCAAAACUUAUAAUGACUGUGAGACUGGUACUCUCAAGCGCAAUUCAAAUGCUUUAAAUAACUAUCGUUCCAAUAUUGAUGAUGAAAAGUUUUAGGUAGUUAAAAUUAUUUAAAGAAAAGAGUCAUUUAAAAUUAGGAAAUGUAAAUUGCAUAUGUCUUAAAGAGAUUUGGAAAGAACUGAAGAAAUAUUUUGAGAAAUUUUCGUUAAAGUGAAAUUUUUAGUUGAAUAUUUUGGAUGUAAGCAAAAAUAAGUUUUUAAAGAAUUCUAAGUUUUUUUCAAGGAAACUUUAUUAGAAUAUUUCGAAAUUAAAAAUUGAUAUACAAAAUUGUAUUCAGGACCUUGACGAAAUCGCGGAGAAAUAGGUUUGUUAAUGGGAAAUUAUUGUGCUUUUUAGGGUAUUUAUCGUAACCAAUUGAAGUUAAUUGACAGCCUUCUAGAAUACAUUAUCUUUAGGUGAACCAGAGCUACUCUUAAUAUGAGCUCCCUGCCGUUAGUUCUCUUACUCUCACUCCCUCGUAUGUUAUCGUAUUAAACGAAGCUAUUCAUCGAAACCAUGAGCAAUUAUACGACAAGAUCAUACUUUUUACUCAAAGAAAUUUUUAAUGAAGAAUGGAAGUAUGAUUCAGUAAUACGACCGUAAAUGACGUUUAAUUUUUUUUAUGCAAAUCAGUAAUUUUUGAGUGUUUUUUAUUCAAAAAAUUUUAAUUUAUUUUCGGCUCGAGUCCGGUCUAAAUCAAGCCUUUAGUAUUACUAGUAAUAGUGUUUCUGAUCUAUACCCAGAUAAUGCCGAUCUCAAUAUCUCACCUUCGUGAGAAGGUUAUAUAUAAGUUUGUCAUUCCAUUUGUAAUUUCCACAAUAUUAUUUUCCGACCCUAUAAAGUAUAUAUAUUCUGGAUCCUUAUAGAUAGCGGAGUCGAUUAAGCCAUGUCCGUAUGUCUGUCCGUUGAAAUUAAUUUUCUGAAGAUCCCAGAUAUCUUCGGGAUCCAAAUCUUCAAUAAUCCUGUCGGACAUGCUUUCGAGAAGUUUGCUAUUUAAAAUCAGCAAAAUCGGUCCACAAAUGGCUGAGAUAUGAAGAAAACACCAGGACAACCUCGAUUUUUGAUAUAUUUUUGACCUAAAUCUGGAUUAUUAAGUCAUUAAUAUAGACAAUAUGGAUAUCUAAUGAUAGAUAUUUCAAAGACCUUUGCAAAGACGUAUAUAAGACCACAGUAAGUUGGACCUACAAUGGGUCAAAAUCGGAAAAAAUAUUUUAUUAACCCGAUUUAUUUUUUCACCAAAAAAUAUUUUAAAAACCAAUAAACUUUUUUAAAAUUUAAAAAAAUAAAACAAAGGGGAAUGAAAAGUCUAUAAUCUUCUGAAGGCUUCGAAAGGCCCGCCAAAAAGAGCUUUAAAAUCAUUGGAGAUGAAAUAGAUUUUUCCAAUUUAAUUUUAACCAUUUUCUGUUUCUCUAGCGGAAAUUAUUUAAUUGACUAAAACCGCGAGAAAUUUUCCGACUUAACGAAAAAGACCAUGAGAGAUUAAGCUAGAAAUAAAGAAAUUAAUCGGAUUUUCAGCAAAAGAUGACAUUUUAUCAAGCAAAUAUUUCCCAUUAAUAGAGACUAUAAACUCCAGCAAAUACAUUUCAAGUAUUAAAAGAUUUUUCGAUUUUUAAAAUAAUACUUCAGAAGAACUACUGAUUUCUCCUCAAUUCCUGUAAUAUUUAAGACAGAAAAGCAACCCCACUAUUUUUAGCCCCCUGGGAAGCUACAAUUUAACAAUGAAUGUACCAUACUGUGCCAUUAUUUAAGCCAGCUUAAGUUAAGACAAGAUUACAAAAUCGCUAUAUUUCAAUAAGAAACCUUCACCCAAAAACAAAAUGGAACGAAUAAUUGUUUAAAAUAAAAGCCUGAUUCAGAACCAAGGAAGGAAAAUUUAUAUAAACAAAUUUUGUUGAGUGAUUUUCAUAAUAAAAUUUUAGGAUCUGUUUCAGAAACACGACCGGAAAACAAUUUAAAAAUUUAUUGUUUAAAAAGCACCCAGUUUUUAAAUAAUUUGUAAGUGUUUUUCAUACAAAAAUUAGAGAAUUGUUUACAGUCGUGCUUCUGAAUCAGCCCCCUUAAAUAUAAUUCAAAGCCCGUGUUUCUGAAUCAGCUUCCCCGUCGUACGAAAUUUAUUUAUAUGACGUAAACUAAAAUUAUAAGAAAACUUUUGACUCAUAUUGAGUUUUUUAUAUAAAUUAAUAUAAAUAUGUAAUUUAUUUUAAGUUAAUUUAAUUCAGUUGUUGAUCUAAAUGUAAAUAAAUAUAAAAUUUUAAAGAAAUUAAAUAUAAAUUAAGACUGACGUAAAAAAAAACAAACUACUUGAUGUCAUUUAAAACAAAACAAAUCAACAACUUCUAACUACCACAAGUGCAAAGAAAUUUUGUAAAAAUUUAAAUAAAAUUUAGAAAAACAAAUUAUAAUUGAAAA
This is a messenger RNA of Calliphora vicina (urban bluebottle blowfly), 5939 nucleotides long. It is a transcript of the gene Sema5c, whose product is annotated as Semaphorin 5c. The transcript has 11 exons. The record is from RefSeq and is a predicted model, not a curated record. Gene Ontology annotation, biological process: semaphorin-plexin signaling pathway; positive regulation of cell migration; axon guidance. Gene Ontology annotation, molecular function: semaphorin receptor binding; chemorepellent activity. NCBI's taxonomy places the organism in Eukaryota, Metazoa, Arthropoda, Insecta, Diptera, Calliphoridae. Bases 195 to 3587 code for a protein of 1130 amino acids.